CUCACACCUCCUCUCUCACAAGAGCAUCAAGCAGACCUCUGGCCUGCCCUUUCCCAGGGCUCCUGGCUUGCUGUUUGGGAGUCCUGCCCGCCCCUGGAGACGACAGCCGUGAGUGGGAGGCCAUCUUCCAAACUAAUAGAGGAGCACCAUGAAGCCUAGUGCCAGCUGCCUCUCCCUCCUGGGCCUUGUCACCUUCUGCCUGGCCAUGAUGACCCUCGGAGGGCCAAGGAAAAGUCUCUCCGACCUCUGUCAGCUGCCACCAGCCAAAGGCCAAUGCUCCUCUGGAGAGGACGGAGUGCCAGUGCGCCGCUAUUACUACUACUCUCCUGCUGCGCAGUGUCUGCCCUUCAACUACAGCGGGUGCGGUGGCAAUGAGAACAGGUUCAAUAACCGGAAGAAAUGCCUGGCAGCCUGUGGGAUCCCUGGUAUCCCCCCAAUCUGCCAGCUCCCACGGAGAAAGGGCCCCUGCAAUGAGGAACGCCUUCAAUUCCACUUCAACACGACCACCCGCACCUGUGAGCCUUUUUUCUAUGGUGGCUGUGGAGGUUUCCUCAACAGGUUCCAGACUGAGGAGGAAUGUCUGACGACCUGCUUGUCCCACGGGAGCUGAGGGAGCGAAUGAGCAGGGGCAGAGCCUGUACUCCGGAAGCCAAGAAUGCCAGCCACCUGGCAAUGGGGAGGUCACCCGUUGUUCCUUUCCUGACCAUCCUUCCCAGGAUCCAGAUCUCCAGCGUGUCCUCAUCCACUCCAGGGACUGUGAUUUGGCCAGUUUACUGGGUGAAUAAAACAUUUAAAGCAA
Tachyglossus aculeatus (Australian echidna) is the source of this 799-nucleotide messenger RNA. Its product is annotated as kunitz-type serine protease inhibitor homolog beta-bungarotoxin B6 chain-like. Bases 149 to 610 code for a protein of 153 amino acids. The record is from RefSeq and is a predicted model, not a curated record. The transcript is spliced from 5 exons. NCBI's taxonomy places the organism in Eukaryota, Metazoa, Chordata, Mammalia, Monotremata, Tachyglossidae. Gene Ontology annotation, molecular function: serine-type endopeptidase inhibitor activity.